Panicum virgatum (switchgrass) is the source of this 864-nucleotide messenger RNA. RefSeq lists its product as uncharacterized. The transcript has 2 exons. Gene Ontology annotation, molecular function: nucleic acid binding; RNA-DNA hybrid ribonuclease activity. Bases 1 to 864 code for a protein of 287 amino acids. Gene Ontology annotation, biological process: DNA integration. Lineage: Eukaryota; Viridiplantae; Streptophyta; Magnoliopsida; Poales; Poaceae. The record is from RefSeq and is a predicted model, not a curated record.
AUGUACUUCGACGGCGCUGGUGCAAACAUCCUCUUCAUCUCCCCGAGAGGUGAGCAGGUAAAGUAUGUCCAGCAGCUACUCUUCAAGGCCACCAACAAUGCGGCCGUGUACGAGGCCCUCAUCCACGGUCUCAGGAUUGCAGCCUCCCUUGGUAUCAAGAGGCUCCUCGCCUACGGCGACUCCAAAGUUGUCAUCCAGCAAAUUAUCACAGACUUGGGCUCCUUCUUCACUAGAUUAGAAUUCUGGGACUUCAGCCAGGAGAGCUGCAUUGAUGUACACUACGCCUCUGUGGCUCACCCCUGGUGCAACGGCCAGGUCGAGCGCGCCAACGGCUUGUUCCUUCAGGUGCUCAAAGUCAGGAUUUUCGACCCGAUCGAAAAAUACAGCUCCAAAUGGAUCCAAGAACUACCUAGAGUAGUAUGGGGGCUGCGCACGCAGAGAAGUCGGGCCACCGGCUACUCCCCCUUCUUCAUGGUCUACGGUUCUGAGGCUACCCUCCCGACGGAUAUCACCAUUGGUGCUCCACACACCCAUAACUACGAUGAAGGCAAGGCCGAAACAACUCGGCGAACAGAUCUCGACUCGGCCGAGGAGCACCGUCUAACGACAGCCCUCCAGCACACCCGGUAUGAGCAACAACUAUGUCGUUAUCAUGACAAAAACGUCGAGCAGCGCAACUUCAACGUCGGCGACCUGAUACUCCGAUGGGUCCAGUCCCCCGGAGGCAAGCUAACUUCUCCAUGGGAAGGCCCCUUCAUCGUGAGUGGUGUAGUCGUCCCAGGAACCUACAGGCUGCAGCGUGAAGAUGGAACGGAUGUGGGCAACCCAUGGAACAUCGAGCACCUUCAUCGCUUCUAUCCGUAG